Molecule: messenger RNA, 6042 nt
Organism: Platichthys flesus (European flounder)
Lineage: Eukaryota; Metazoa; Chordata; Actinopteri; Pleuronectiformes; Pleuronectidae
Gene: carmil1
Product: F-actin-uncapping protein LRRC16A
Exons: 38
Coding region: 234-4532 (1432 amino acids)
Biological process (GO): cell migration; regulation of Arp2/3 complex-mediated actin nucleation
Cellular component (GO): plasma membrane; lamellipodium
Molecular function (GO): protein binding
Source: RefSeq, a predicted model, not a curated record
UGUGAUUUGUUGUGACACACACACACACACACACACUCUCGGGUGUGGACAGGUGAACCGACGCUAACGGGACUCAGCGCCUCGACUCGUCUCGUGUUUUUCCGCCGUGUCGUCGCAGCCUCUUCGGGCUCUGGAGCUCCGGAGCUCCCCCCCUCUCCUCCACACGACUCUGCCCGGGUCCCUGCGCUCUGCCCCGGACUCCGCUCACAGCUCGGCCCGGCACAGGAGGAGACAUGUCCCAGGAGAAGAGCGACCCCCCCACCGAGCUGCUGGAGAGCGUGCGGGAGGCCGUGGGUCGGAGGGUGAAGCUGACCCUGAGGCGCAAAGUCCAGCUGGAGGUCAAAGGUGACAAGGUGGAGAGCAGAGUGCUGGCGUUGGCGUCCCAUCGAGCUUACCUGCUGACGGCUCGUCUCCCGUCCAAGGUUGAACAGUCUUUCAGUUACCUGGAUAUUCAGGGGAUCGGCAGCAACAAGCCCACUCAGCUGGUGUUGGAGCACGACCGCGGCCCCUGGAGCCUCCGGCUGAGCUCGGUGGAGGAGGUGGACGAGGUCAUCGCUCACAUCGGCAGCUGUCUGCACCGGAUCUGUCCCACGGGUUCGCCUGUGAAGGUGAUGAGGAAGUUGAGUCUGAAGCCUCCGGAGAGGACGGCGGCGCUUCAGGCGGUGUGGGACGACCAGGGCUCGGCCGAGCUCGGACCCUGCGGUGGUUUCUCUCAUCAGUACUGGUGUGUGUGUGAUAACCUGGGGCUGCCGUACAGGGAGGAGGUCCAAUGGGACGUGGACACCAUCUAUCUCACCCAGGACACCAGAGAGCUCAACCUGCAGGACUUUGUUCACCUGGAAAACAGGGAUCUGGUGGCGAUCAUCGCAGCUCUGGAGUUCAACCAGUGGUUCACCAAACUCUCCACCAAAGACUACAAACUGUCGACAGACGUGUGCGAUCAGAUCCUCCGGGUCGUGGCUCGGUCCAGUCGACUGGAGGAGCUGGUUCUGGACAACGCUGGACUCAGGAGUGACUUUGCUCAGAAGCUGGCCGGCGCUCUGUCACAGAACCCCGCCUCCACGCUGCACACACUCAACCUGAGCAACAACUCGCUGGAGGACAAAGGUGCUGCUGCUCUGAGCGCUCAGCUGUCCAAGCUGCCGAUGGGCCUGAAGCACCUGAGCCUCUGCAGGACGUCCAUGUCCCCUAAAGGAGUGAACGCCCUCUGUCAGUCUCUGUGUGUGAACCCAGUCGUCGCCACCACCCUCACUCACCUCGACCUAUCAGGGAACUCGCUGCGAGGCGACGAUCUCCAGAACCUUCACAGUUUCCUGAGUCACUCCAACAGUCUGGAGACUCUGGAUCUGUCAAACAGCGACUGCUCUCUGGAGCAGGUGUGCUCGUCUUUGCUUCGAGGAUCCUUGAAGCAUCUCUCCGUCCUGAACAUGUCAAAGACCGUCUUCUCUCACAGGAAGUGUAAAGAAAUCCCUUCGUCCUUCAAGCAGUUCUUCAGCAGCUCUCAGGCUCUGAGCUCCGUCAGCCUGUCGGGGACCCGGCUGCCGCUGGAGGCUCUGAAGUCCUUGCUGUUGGGCCUCGGCUGUAACCCCAGCCUCAGCGACGUCUCCCUGGACCUCAGCUGCUGUGAGCUGCGUUCAGGAGGCGCCCAGAUCCUGGAGGGCUGCAUCGCAGAGAUCCCCAACAUUUCCAGUUUGGACAUUUCUGACAACGGUCUGGACAUGGAUCUCAUCACCCUGCUGGUGUGGCUCGCCAAGAACCGCUCCGUCAGAACCCUCUCACUGGGCAAGAACUUCCACAACAUCAAGUCCAAGAAUGUGGCUCCGGUCCUGGACAACCUGGUCCACAUGAUUCAGGAGGAGGAUUCACCGCUGACCUCACUGUCCUUGGCGGACUCCCGGCUGAAGGCCGACCUCUCCAUCGUCCUCAACGCUCUGGGCAGCAACACGUCCCUGACCAGGCUGGACAUCAGUGGGAACGCCAUGGGAGACAUGGGCGCCAAGAUGCUGGCGAAGGCUCUGCAGAUCAACACCAAACUCAGGACGAUCCUCUGGGACAGAAACAACGUCAGUUCUCAGGGACUCCAGGACGUCGCUGCCGCUCUGGAGAAGAACCACACCAUCCGCUUCAUGCCGGUUCCCAUCAUGGACGCUGCUCAGGCGCUGAAGGCCAACCCGGAGAAGACGGAGGACGCCUUAUUAAAGAUGGAACAGUAUCUGCUGAGGAACCACGAGACACGUAAAUACCUGCAGGAGCAGGCCUACAGGCUGCAGCAGGGGAUCGUCACCACCACCACACAACAGAUGAUGGAUAUGAUGUGCGUGAAGGUGCAGGAUCACGUCAACUCCCUGAAGUUCACGGAGAGCAGCGCGGUUCAGGAGGACAUGAAGGUGGCGGAGAACCUCAUGAAGGACGCCAGGAACUCCAAGACGCUCCUCCCCAACCUGUACCACCUGACGAGCGGGGGGGGCAGGGGCGCCUGCGUCGGAGCCAUUCAGGACAAACUGGAGUCGAUGGCGGGGGAGGUGGCGAGGGUGAUGGACGAGCAGCUGCAGACGAUGCUGGCGUCCAUGGUGGACGCUGCUGAGGGCCUGUGUCCUCACGUGAUGAAGAGGAGCAGCCUUAGUCAGGAGCUGCUGAAGGCCGGAGCCGGGAGGAUGACCAUCCCGCGCAGCUUCAUCACCACCACGCUGCUGGAGCAGUCCGGCGUGGACAUCAUCAACAAGAUCAGUGAGGUGAAGCUCAGCUUGGCGUCUUGUCUGUCCGAUCGCAUCGUGGACGAGAUCCUGGAGUCUCUGUCCAGAUCUCAACACACGCUGGCCGACCAUCUGAUCAGGAAGGAUCCGCCUCUGCUGCGUCACGCUCCUCACACCGAGGCCGAGGUUCUGGACCAGACGGUUCUGCAGCCGGAGAACCAGAACCAGAACCAGAACCAGGACCAGGAACACAAACCACAGAGGAAGCUGCAGGAUAUGGACACAUGCAUGAUGACGAAGAGGAAGAGUAUUCUGGUGAGGAUGCUGCGUCCCGUCUCCGUGGCCUUCGAGAUGGAGUUUGACCUGGACAAAGCUCUGGAGGAGGUUCCCAUCCAUGUUGAGGACCUUCCUCUUCCUCCUCCUUCUUCGCCGUUACCCGACAGGAUGUCAGCGUACUUCAGAGACCUCCCUCCCCCCCCGAGGUCCACGGACACUAAGCCCCUCCCCCUGGGCGAUCUGCUGCCGGUGGAGCACAAGCUGCUGGAGCAUCGCACCAAACUACGACCGAAGCCCAAGAAGAGGUCGAAGCCCAGUCGACCACUUCGACAGGCCGCCGGCGGCUCGGCGCCACAGGACGGGGAGCAGAACGGCAUCAUGGGAAAGCUGGACGAGGGCCUGGACGACUUCUUCUCCAAGAACGUCAUCAGACUCAGCUUCAAACUUCCGUCCGUCAGAGGUUCGACGUCCAACCCUCAGGAAGCGACAGAAAAGAAACGUGAGACGAGGAAGAGCGGCUUCUUCAACCUCAUCAAGUCCCGGACGUCCCGCUCGGAGAAGAGCCACGGAGCCGCCGCCGUCCCGCCUCCUCAACCCGCCGCCAUCCCGCCUCCUCAGCAUGUGACCUCCAGCACCGCCCCCUCCUCUUCUAUCAGCCCCGUCACUGAGGAGCCGACGCCCACAUCCCCUGCAGAGCCGCAUCAGGAGCUCCACUCAGAUUCGGAGACGGAGGUCUGUCCACCUGCUGCUGAGGAGGAGAAGCAGGAGGAGGGAGAGGAGGAGGAGGAGAAGAAGGAGCAGCCCCACAAGCCUCGUCAUAUUGGCGUUCCGAUGAUGGGACUGGACCUGAUGGCUGAGAUGAAGGCCCGUCAGGAGAAAAGGGCUGUGAAGAAGACUGAGUCCUCGUCCUCUAAAGACAAAGUGGACGCAGACAGAGCCACGACCGACAUUCACCCCCCCGCCCCGGCAGAGAACGAGGAGUCCCGACCGGACCAGCCCCCCCGGUCCAAACCGCCGAGCGUCAUCCCCAGACCGCCUCCGUGCCAGGCCGCCAAACCCCCGCCGGGUCCCACCAGUCCCACCAGUCCGACCAGUCCCACCAGCCCCCCGCCUGGCAGCAUCUCGGUUCACGACGACUCCUCUGAGGCUCCAGCAGCCAAAGCUCCACUUCCUGCUCCUCGCCUGAAGAGGGCGCCGUCGGAGCAGGAGCGAGAGAGCGUGAGCAGCAACUCUGCAGGACGCCUGUCGCCAGCGGACGCCGACUUUCCCGGAGACGCUGGCGACGCCUUUGACCCCGGUGCAGGGGCGGAGCCUGGUGCAGGGGUGGAGUGUGAUGCAGGGGCGGAGCCUGGUGCCGGCGGCGGCAGGCAGUGGUCGUCCCUGAGGCGUUCAGCCCCUCCUCCUUCCGACAGGGAGGCGGACCGAGAGCGCACCAAGUCCCUCCCCGCUAAUGCCGUGCCCCCGUCGCUGGCCGACACAGAUCUGAGACCAGCCGAGGACGAGAGUGAAACGGCCGAUCUCCAGUCUGAGGACGAGUCCGGGGACGAGUCUCCGUCCGUCUGACGCCAGAGAGACGUUUACAAUCCAACGUUACAGGACAAUCACUCGUGUGCUCGGACGGCUUUCAGUUUUCAUAACAGUUCCCGGUGAAGAGUUCCCUGACCUGGGAUCAGCCAGGUUUCAUCAGGAUCUUUAAGAGGCGAAGUGGUUUUUAUCUGCGGCUGUUUGGAAACAGAUUCAUCUUCUGCACGGAACAAAGAACUCUUCACAAAUUCAAAAAAUGUCACAUCAGGAGCAGAAGCUAGAGACAGACACAAAAAUUAUAUCUCAAAAUAUGUCAAAAACCAAAGAGGCGAUGAAACUGAUACAAACUGUUUUUUUUAUGUCUUAUUAUGGUUUAAUUUGAUCGACUGUUAACGACCCGUUAAAACCGGCCGAGGGUUUUAUUUCAUCUAAAGGAAACAUAGACGGCAAAAAGAUUUAAGUUUAUUUUAUAAAAUAUGAUGAAAGAUUAUUUAAAACAUUCCUCUUGUUCAUGACUAGAAAAUAUUUCAGGUCAGUUUCUGUGGAUAAUAUAAUUUUAAUGACACUGUAAAACAAACUUAUCCUUUCUAACACAUUAUUCUCAGUUUAAGUUUUUAAAGUCUUGAAAUGAGACGGAAUAAGAGAAGUCACAGCUUCAACUGUCACAAUCAGCUGAACUGAGAUCAGUUCAAAACACUCUGAAGUUAUUAAAAACCAGAGUUUAUCUCCAAUAUUCAGCAGGAAACUUUAAAACAUGAAGUAUUCUGAACAGUUUGGUGGAUCUGUUACAGCAGCAGCUCCUCCGGGUCAGGAAGCAGAGGCUCAUGGGUAAUAACCAGCGCAGCACAUUGACAGACUUUGUUUAUUCGGCACAUGAAACCACUUCCAGUAAAGAAAAUAGUGACAUGAAUCAAAAUAUAUAAAAUAUGUAUAUUAAUUUUAACAAGCCUUUGAGGUUAUCCCCACAUGUGGCUGCAGGGGGCAGUCUUGCAUUAGAGUGUGUUGCUUUAAACCUCGGCAGUAGUCUUCUCCUGAGUCGACAACAAGUUGUGAACGUGUUUUCAUCGGCGCCGUUCAUCCUUCAUCACAUGACCAUGAAUAACCAGAGGGACGCUGCCCCGCCCACUGAGGAGUCACAACCAAUGAGAUUCCUCUGGCAGAAAACUAAAACUUUCCAGAUGUUCUGUAAAAACCCUUCUUCUCCUGUGAUGUCACAUGUCACCGCUGCUGAGUCGUCACAUUCUGACGUCUGUCAAUCACGACUGCUGCACUGACAGGUGUCUGUGUCCCGAUGUAAAUACCACUGACGUAGAAAUGAAUCUGAGUCACAAACACAAACUCUGGGGUGUUAUUGUCAUUGGAGCAGAAAUCUGAUUUAUUAUUUUCAUGUAAGAGACUUGGUGAUGGUUUUCUUUAUACUGGGGACAUUCUUUUGAAAUAUUUUGCUUUUAAACAAAAAGAUAUGUUAUAUUGUUUAUAUGUGAGUGGACCUUCACACCUGGAAACAUCUGUAUUUCUAUGUUUAUAUGAAUAAAUCCUGUUUCCCAGC